Molecule: messenger RNA, 1467 nt
Organism: Thlaspi arvense
Lineage: Eukaryota; Viridiplantae; Streptophyta; Magnoliopsida; Brassicales; Brassicaceae
Source: the annotation of a GenBank genome assembly
GACAUGUCUCAGCCAACACCGACUCAAGAAAUAGUUGUUAAAGAUCUUCACGGUUAUGAAUGGAGAUUUAAGCACUCCUUUAGAGGUACACCAAAAAGGCAUACUUUUACAACUGGUUGGAGUGCGUUCGUGACAGCAAAAAAAUUGGUUAUGGGAGACUCUUUCAUAUUCCUUAGAGGAAAGAAUGGGGAGUUACGAGUUGGAAUACAAAGAGCAGCUUAUCAACAAGACAAUAUAGUUUCAUUGAUAAUUUCAAAACAGAGUAUGCACCAUGGAAUCAUUGUUUCUGCAAUGAAUGCUAUCACUACCAAUUGCGUGUCAAGCCAAUUUGUCGUCAAAUAUAAGAAGUAUAUGGAUGCAAUGAAUAACAAAUUCAAUGUAGAAUCAAGUUUUACAAUGAAGUUUGAGGGUGCUAAUUUUACUAAAACAAGAUACUCGGGGAAGAUUAUAAUCAAUACAAAUUAUUCCUCUCAUUGGAAAGAUUCUGACUGGCGAAGCUUAGAAGUGAAAUGGGAUGUGGCUGCAUCAAUUCCAAGACCUACUAAGGUUUCCCCAUGGGAAAUCGAGGCUUUGGCACCUUCAUCAAAUAUUAUCCAAUCACCUUUGCUAAAGAAUAAACGACCACGUCAUGUUGAUGAAAUUGGUUUAGAUAUGCGGAUUCCUACCCUGACUCAAGGCCAAGAAAUUGGACAGUCAAGCAGGAACUCUCCAAUGAGUAUUUCUCAGUUUAGUAAUUUUGAUGCAACCGAUUAUUCCAAGAUUUCGUCUGGCUGGGUAAUGAACUACUCAGUUCCUACCAUAACUAAGCCGAACAGUAAUGACCAAAUGGUUAUGUCUGUGAAUGAAAAGAUAACCACUGAUACAACAAGUGGUUACAAAUUGUUUGGAGUUGAUAAGAUGAAUCCACCAGAGACGAAAGAUCUCCUUGGACAAAUUGACUUAUAUCAAAAAGUUAAAAUUUCUAGAAUCUCCGAUGAAGAAAAAAUUGAACAAGUCCAAACUCCAGCAUCAUCAAAAGAUAUCCAAAGCAAGCAAAUCAAUUCUAGUAGAAGUCGUAUCAAGGUUCGAAUGCAAGGUGUAGCUAUAGGAAGAGCUGUGGAUUUAACUGUUCUUGAUGGAUAUACCCAAUUAAUUAAUGAACUAGAAUCACUUUUUGAUCUCAAAGACGAGCUGCGUACGCGCAAUCAGUGGGACAUAGUUUUUGUAGAUGAUGAAGGAGAUAUCAUGCUUGUUGGAGAUGAUCCAUGGAUUGAGUUUUGCAAUAUUGUGAAGAAAAUAUUCAUACGCUCCAAAAAGGAAAGUCAAGAUAAUGAGAUCGAAAAACAAAUUCUCUAAAGGUGGCUCAACACUGAAAACAACAACAAACAACAACAACUUUUUAAUUUUAAUUUGAUUUUCCACCUCUUUGCUUUUAUCUCAAAAUAAAUACUUUUCAGUGUUGUCAUGUUUUUCUAUUUCGUUUAUGUG